AUUACUAAUCUGUGCCAGUGAAGAAACUCCUACUUCUUGCACGUAACAAAAUCUGUUUUUAUUUCUGUUUACUUCGUAAAAAAAAUCAUUACAGUGAAAUAUUUAAGUGAUUGGUUUUAUUAAAAAACUAUGUCAAUUGUUGAUUGGGAGAUGCAUCCGUAGAUUACGGUCGCCUUGGAGAAUGUUUUUCAGUGAAAGGUGUUAAAAUGUGUCGGGCGUUGUUGUUUGUGUAAUAAGUUGAGAAAUCAUCAAAACAAUGGUUCCUGCGCCGAGUUGUCCCUUAAGUUGGGAUUAUUGGACGUCGACGCCUUCGGAUUACGUAGACUUAACGUGUUUGAUGCCAAAUUCAAUUUAUUUACCAGUAUCAGUUAGCUGGGAUGCAACUCUUCAAGAUGUUAAGGAGGAAAUAUGGGACUUGGCGGGGAAGAUGCCACUCUUUGGUAUGCUUCGAGAAAUGUCUGGUUAUGUAUUUCAAUUCAUCAACUCAUUGGCUGUUCCUGAAGAAGUUGAUGAUGAGAAUAAGCGUGUUCGGGACAUACGACCAGUAUUUGGAGUACUCAUGAUAAUUGAGAGAUCCAUAGAUAAGCCCGGAGAGACCUUGCUUAACACUCAAAUUAGCAGAUUAAUUGGAAAAGGUUUAAAUGAAUUUGAUAGUUUAAGAAGUUCAGAAGUAAAUGACUUUCGAAUGCGAAUGAGAUGUUUAGCUGAAGAGAGUUUAAUGAAGCGUGCACAGAGCACACCCUUAGACAGAUUAAAAUACCACUGCCCACCGAGACUGGCUGACAGCCCGUCUGUACCUAUUACACUUAAUAGCCAUUUAAAUAAUAAUUGUUUUAUACUUGUCACUAAAGUUGCCAAUACAGAGAUCUCAUUUACAUCUAACGUAUCCGUUAACCUCACACCACAACAACACGUGGAUACAAUAUUUCGUAAGAAAGCGAACUCGCUAAAUAUGCGAGGAGAACAGCCGCGAAAUUAUGUGUUAAAAGUGUGUGGGAGAGAGGAAUAUCUCUUAGGAGAUUACCCGCUCAUACAAUUCCUUUACAUACAAGACAUGCUCGCUAAGGACGGCGUACCUCAGGUCAUGACUGUCAGUAUGGAUAAAAUAACCUAUUGUGAUAUGCAAUACUACGCGCUGCCGGAGAGAAGAAGACUCACAUCGGAGCAAUCAAACACAAUACGAAAGAAAAAGAAUCAUGAGUCCUCGUGGAAGAUUGAACGGAACUACUCCUGUUUGAUACAGACUGUUGGUGGUCUGAACGUGGAUCCAGGGAGACUUGUUGAGGUCGUAUGCCAAGCCGGUAUAUAUCACGGUGGCAAGUCACUCUGUGAACCCCAAAAGACGAAAGUGGCGGUCGUUUCAAAAGAAGGCGAGGCGCAGUGGGACGAAGAAUUGCAGUUCCCCAUAAAAGUGUGUAGUGUCCCACGAAUGGCUAGGCUUUGCUUCGUUAUAUACGAAAUAUCAAAGGCUAAAAAUAAACGGAAAGGAAAAGAUACAAAGGACGCAAUAAACAGACUAGCGUGGGUAAACACAAUGGUAUUCGACUACAAAGAGCAAUUACGUACGGAGGCCGUUACGUUGUUCAUGUGGACGCACGUCGCGGACGAGACGCAGGGCGAUGACGUACUCUUACAUCCGCUCGGAACUGUACUCUCUAAUCCUAAUACUGAUUCGUGCGCUGCCCUACAAGUCAGAUUCUCAAACUAUGACUGCCAACACCCAAUUUUAUUUCCGAAGCAAGAAGCCAUAAAAUCGUAUGCAGACCAACUUGAGAACGGAGCGGAAAUGGCGCGGCUUAAUGAAGACUUUGAGAAAUUACGAGUCACCGCCGAAAAGGAUCCCAUGUAUGAAAUGCACGAGCAAGAAAAGAAGGAUAUUUGGGCAGCUAGAGAGUACUUCCAAACGACGGCCCCAGAAUUACUGCCCAAGCUGCUCUCGUGCGUCGAAUGGACUGAACGGGCAGAGACUGCUCGUGUCGCGAGAAUGCUCUCCAGUUGGCCAAUGUUGCGAGUCGAGUCUUCUUUGGAGUUAUUGGACUAUGCCUACGCGGAUGCGGCUGUAAGGAGUUUUGCAGUCGAAUGUUUGGCAAAAAUUAGCGAUGAAGACUUAUUAUUAUAUUUAUUACAACUAGUGCAAGCAUUGAAACAUGAAUCGUAUCUGAUGUGUGAUCUCGCGAGAUUUUUAUUGGAACGCGCCUUCAAGAAUAGGACUAUUGGACACUAUCUCUUUUGGCAUCUAAGAUCAGAAAUGCACGUUCCGUCCGUAUGCGUUCGUUUUGGGCUCGUAUUGGAGGCGUACUGUCGCGGCUGCCAAGAUCACAUCAGCACCUUGACGAGACAGAUCACAUGCCUAGAUAAGCUCAAAUGGGUUAGCCAAGCGAUUCGCAAAAAGAAAGAAAUAUCAAAAGCGCGUGCGGCUCUUCACAUACAUUUGCAAGAAGAACAUUGUAUGGAGCAGUUGUGUGAUUUUGCGUCGCCUUUAACUCCUAGUCUUGUUUGUAAACGGAUCAAACCCGACAGAUGUACAGUAAAGGACAGUAAAAUGCGACCUCUGUUACUAGAGUUUGAAAACGUGGAUCCGACGGGAACAGAUAUUAGGAUUAUUCUAAAAAUUGGGGACGACCUACGCCAGGAUAUGUUUACUCUGCAAAUGCUCAGGAUUAUGGAUAGGAUUUGGAAGAACGCGGGUUAUGAUUUUAGAUUGAACCCGUACAAUUGUAUAUCAAUGGAGUACGCAGUUGGUAUGAUAGAAGUCGUUGAGGAAGCGGAAACCGUUGCCAACAUUCAGAAGCAGAGUGCGCUAUUCAACGCAGCCUCCACCAUAUCCAAGGCUAAUCUGUUUCAAUGGCUCCGGAAACAAAACCAAAGUGAGAGUGCGUUGAAUAAAGCGGUUGAAGAAUUUACUAUGAGUUGUGCGGGAUACUGUGUCGCAACCUAUGUUCUGGGUAUUGCGGACAGACAUCCAGACAACAUUAUGGUUAAAAAGACUGGACAGCUAUUCCAUAUAGAUUUCGGCCACUUCCUAGGACAUUUUAAACAAAAAUAUGGGUUCAAACGCGAACGAGUGCCGUUCGUAUUAACGCACGACUUCAUUCACGUGAUUAAUAAAGGGCAGAGGGGCGGGGUCGGAGAACAAUUGGAUUUCAAGAUAUUUAAAGAGCUUUGUGAAACUGCCUUCAAAAUACUCAGGAAACACGGUCAUCUGAUACUGUCUCUGUUCUCAAUGAUGAUAUCCACUGGUCUUCCCGAACUCAGCUCCGAAAAGGAUCUUCAGUAUUUAAGAGAGACUUUGGUGAUGGAUCUAUCCGAAGAAAAGGCGAUAGAGCACUUUCGUAUGAAGUUCGUGGAGGCGCAGAAGAACUCUUGGACCACAUCCUUCAACUGGGCAUUCCACAACUUCGACAAGAACAACUGACAGUGAUCCGUGCGACGGCUGAAGAAGCAGCCGUCCAAGUAUACGCCGCAGACUUUGUAAGAGUGCAGUGAUCGAAACUUGAAAAA
Molecule: messenger RNA, 3501 nt
Organism: Pieris rapae (cabbage white)
Lineage: Eukaryota; Metazoa; Arthropoda; Insecta; Lepidoptera; Pieridae
Gene: Pi3K92E
Product: phosphatidylinositol 4,5-bisphosphate 3-kinase catalytic subunit delta isoform
Exons: 19
Coding region: 257-3415 (1052 amino acids)
Biological process (GO): cell migration; phosphatidylinositol-3-phosphate biosynthetic process; phosphatidylinositol-mediated signaling
Cellular component (GO): plasma membrane; cytoplasm; phosphatidylinositol 3-kinase complex
Molecular function (GO): 1-phosphatidylinositol-4-phosphate 3-kinase activity; 1-phosphatidylinositol-3-kinase activity
Source: RefSeq, a predicted model, not a curated record